UCACCGCUACGCCCAUCCUACACACCUCGACAUGCCUCCCCGCGGCCAGAAACGCGCUGCUACUGAAACCGAGCCUCGCACGACGCGCUCCAAGGUCGCGAAGACCGACGCGCCAGCGAACGGCAAGGCUGCUGGGAAGGGAGCCAAGAGGGGUUCCAAGGCCUCGCUAGGCGCUGCAGCCUUCAAGGCGAAGGCCCUCCCGAUCCACGUGAACCUCACCCACACGCCGCCUGUCCUGGUAGAGGACGCGAAGGACAUCGCACAGACGGACCCGGGGUUCAUCGGCCAGACGUCGCUGGCGCCGACGACGUUCAGCACGGGCAGCUACGGCUGGAAAGGCACCAAACGCGUCACUAUCGAGCUGGAGAACAACGAGACGGGAGAGAUGGAGAAGGUGCAGGUCAUGAUGACGUUCAACGCGACUGUCAUUGGCAGCAAGAAUGCUCCAGGCGAAGAUGAAGAGGUCGCGGAAGCACCUGAGGCUGAGACCUCUGCCGAGGCUGAUGGUGAAGCCAAAGGCGAGAAGGUCGAUGAAGCUCCAGCUGAGGCUGCUCAAGAGACUGCAGAGCCUGCAGCAGAGACAGCAGAGAAUGCUGUAGAGAUGGCGGAAUAGGGACUUGUGCUGAACAUUAUAUCUGCGCCGUCACGCGUAAGGUUUUUUUUCUUGGAUAUUCUGCCUGAAAUUGGGACGCACGCAUUCUAUUGGCUCCAUGUCACUGGCGCUUGGUGGUAUAUUUCCCCCGUCAUCUCUCAUACCCCAAACAGAAAGCCUAUGCAUCUCCCCUUGAACCUCAUGUCUCUUGUCUUGCCUAUCAUCGCUCACACUGCACGAGACCGUUAUUCUUCUGGGACGAUAGAGCUCCGGAUUUUUCAAUGUGCCGUAUUAUAUUGCAUGCUAUCAGUGCCGGCAGUUUGCCUUUGCAAGGUCUGCC
Messenger RNA from Phanerochaete carnosa HHB-10118-sp, 932 nucleotides. RefSeq lists its product as uncharacterized. Bases 32 to 613 code for a protein of 193 amino acids. The transcript is spliced from 4 exons. NCBI's taxonomy places the organism in Eukaryota, Fungi, Basidiomycota, Agaricomycetes, Polyporales, Phanerochaetaceae. The record is from RefSeq and is a predicted model, not a curated record.